Medicago truncatula (barrel medic) is the source of this 2283-nucleotide messenger RNA. Its product is annotated as RNA-binding protein 48. Lineage: Eukaryota; Viridiplantae; Streptophyta; Magnoliopsida; Fabales; Fabaceae. The coding region runs from base 76 to 744 and encodes 222 amino acids. Gene Ontology annotation, molecular function: RNA binding. The record is from RefSeq and is a predicted model, not a curated record. Gene Ontology annotation, cellular component: nucleoplasm. The transcript has 9 exons.
UUUUGAAAUUUUUUAAAAUAACAAAAAAGAAACAAAAAUACUAAAAUUCGUUCCCUUACCACUUCGUUUUCGUCGAUGCCUCGUUACAAAGACGAAUCACCGGCGGUUCGCGUCUACACCGUCUGCGAUGAAUCAAGAUAUUUGAUUGUGAGGAACGUUCCAGCAUUAGGCUGUGGCAAUGAUUUGAUGCAACUUUUUUCAACUUACGGAGAAGUUGAAGAGUGUAAGCCAAUGGAUGCAGAAGACUGUGAGCAAUUCACCGAUGUUUAUUGGAUCAAAUUCCAUCUUUUCAGCAAUGCCAGGUUUGCCAAAAGAAAAUUAGAUGAGUUUGUUUUCCUUGGAAACCGACUACAGGUUUCGUAUGCUCCCCAUUUUGAGAGUUUGUCUGAUACAAAGGAUAAGUUGGAGGGAAGACGAAAGGAGGUUUUAGCUCGAUUGAACCCUAGAAGACCCAAAGAUACUAUAGCCUCAAGCUCCAGGCCCUUAAUCACCUCAAACACUAGUUGCCAAUCAGAACAUUUAGAUCCUAAUCAAAGUAGUCAAGAAUUUGAAGUAAGGUCAAACAACAGUAAUCUUCCAAAAAGAACGGUUUCCUCAAACGAGGAUUAUUUUUCCUCCCAUUCAAUGAAUCAAACAGUGAGGGUUGUCAGGGAUAAGCUUGAUAAGAUUCAAUCCAGUGGUGAGCAUCUACAAGCUGGAUCAACAUCAAAAAAAGCACGAGUUGAUAAUAGGAGGAGGAUUUAAUUGUAAACUUAGAAAGUUUUAUGUAAUUGCGAUGUCCUCUUAGUGUGUUUGAGAGGUUUCAGGAAAGAAAGGGAGGAAAUGGGGAAGCUUACGGUUAGCCUCUUCCUCAUUUGAGAGUUAGUUUUAUAUUAACUGGAAAGACAUUGGGGAAAUUCAUACAAAAAACUCGUUAUAUGUAUUUUUUGAGUUCCCCCAAAUUGUGGGAUUUAAAAGAAAAUUUAAGUAAACUAUUUAUUACUCAUUUACCCUUUGCAAAUUUGAAAAAUGACACUACUAAUAUCAGAACUCUACACUGUCGGAUUGCUCUCUCUCUCUCUCUCUGAAGCUCUCUUCAGUUUCGUCUUCCGGAUCAAGAUCAAUCUCCUAUUCAGAUUUCAUCCAAUAAAUGUCAUAAGGUUGUGUGCUUGGAUUUGAAUUGAUAUAAGUUUCUUGCCUUUUGCACAGAGAUGAAAGUGUAUUAUCAAUUCCAUUGAAGGGUAUGUGCCUCUUGCAUUUACCUAGAGUUAGAUAAUUAAUUCCUUGUUGGUUUGUGUGCUGUUUGAAAUUUGCCAUUUUUGAAAUUUGUAAUUGUAAAUGGAAUUGCACUACAAGUGUUUUAGUUAUCUAUGCAAUCAUUGUCUUCUUGUUAGAUGCUUGUGGUUGAGUUCUAUUUUCUAUUUUGUGGAAAAUAGUUUUGUCUUUGUAAAAUGGGACAAAAAUUGUGUCUGUGUUACAUCAAUUUAUAUAUCAAAGGUUUAGUUGAGUUGCCUCUACUCAUUUUGCGCUGGUACUGACUUGGUCUUUGGCUUUUAGUGAAUAUUCAUAACUUAGUAUUGGAGUUAUCUUUUUAUUUGAAUUUUGGGAUCGAUGAAAGCAUGAUUCUUUGGUCUAUCUUGUCGGGAAUCGUAUUAUAGAAUUAAAAAGUUGGGAAUUGGGGACAUUUAUCAAAUUGUUGAAGGAAGAAGUUCGCGAGGUUUAUUUAUAAUUACUUGAUUUUGAUUUAAAUAUGCUGAUUUGAUUUCCAUGUGAUUGUGUUAUGUGAUAGAUGCUUGUGCAAAUGGAGAGGUACUUGUAAGCUGAGUUGUCUGAUUCUAAUUUUAUUGGUAAAAAUAUGUAAAGACUUGUUGAAUAUGUUAAAAUGAAUUUUGGUUGUAUCAUUUAUAAUAAUAGAAGCUUUUCUAUGUAAUGGAUCCUAUGGUGGCUGUGAGAAGUUUCAAAACUCUAUACCAUGGUGGCAGUGGGUUGUAGUAGCACCACUCGGUGCUGUGCCUGUGACCACAUUGGUUUCCCUUUAAAUCAACCAUGUAAUGGAAGUAUUGAUCAACACAGUGACAACUCUGGGCCAUUCCACAUAGUAAACAGAUGCAGAGAUAGCUGUUAGAUAACAAUCAGGGAGGAUUUGAUACUUCGUAAUUGUAGUUUGUAGUUAUGUGUCGAAUCAUGGUCGUUCCAAAAAAAAAGAAGUUAGGGUUUGAACUUUGAAUUAGUUAAUGCUAAGAAAUGAAUUACACUUACGAUAUUUGCAACAGUAGACCUCCUGCUGUUGUGUUCAUUUAUUCA